Molecule: messenger RNA, 1584 nt
Organism: Oncorhynchus kisutch (coho salmon)
Lineage: Eukaryota; Metazoa; Chordata; Actinopteri; Salmoniformes; Salmonidae
Product: mucin-5AC-like
Exons: 9
Coding region: 142-1584 (480 amino acids)
Source: RefSeq, a predicted model, not a curated record
UUUAAGGACCAUUGUUGAUAUUCUAUUGGUCUGUAAAGGGGAAGGACAAUCAUAAACUUGCUUUAUUGAAUUAUUCUCUCAGGGGGGGUCAGUGCUGAAAGUAGCUUAAAUCUGGAUUGUUGAAUUGCCGAUGAGAAACAAAUGUUUUAUGGAGAUGAGGACAAUCCCGACAAGGUUCCAGCUAUGCGGUGUGGUGGAGUACGCUGUGUCCGUAUGCGGUGCUUUACCAGAAAGAUGACCAGAUCCACAGAUCUCCUGCACAUGGGAACUAGGACACAUCCAAGGCUCCUCCGGGUAUCCUUCCUAGUCCUUCUUCUUCAUGCAGCCAUAGCCUCUUCCCUAUCUGCCCCGCCAUCUUUGUCCUCACCGCCAUCAAAUGCACAGCUUAAAACAACAACCACACCACCUACACCAAAUACUACCAUAUCAACUAAAACUACCGCACUUUCUACACCAAAUACAACCACAACAAUUACUUCAACCACAACAACUACACCAACUACAUCCACACCAACCACAACCGUGUCAGCUACAACAACCACAUCUACUACAACAUCUACCACCCAAAGUACUGUAGCAUCAACCAUGUCACAUACUAACACAGCAACUGCACCCUAUCCAACCACAUCAGCUACAACCACGACACCUGCAGCUCCAUCAACCAUACCAUCCACAGCUACAUUAACCACCACUUACAUUCCUUCAUCUAACACUCUAAACACAUCAACAGUCGUGGUGCCCAUGUCGAAUGCAGCAGCACCAAAUGCAUCCACCACCCCACCCCCCACAUCACAUACAACCCCUCACCCAUCACCACUGCACACUGCCUCAUCCAACAUGACUAGUGGACCAAUGGCAUCCACUGUGCCAUCUCCAUCCACUACCUCUACGCUGCACUCAACCUCACCCAUCAUGUUGUCCACCGCUAACAUGACCUCGAAAAAUGACACAUUUCCGGGACACUCCACGCCUUUACCAACAACAGUCACCUCUAACGUCACAACAGAGCCAACAAAGGUGCAUUGCAACUUCUCACAGCUCUGUGCCAAUCAGUCUGUUUACUACUGGAUGGUCCUUGCUGUGGAUGUGACUGGAGACCUGAAGAGUGAAACGGACAUCAGUGACUGGUUGUGGGAUCUAUUUCAUACUCACUUGGACACCUGCGAGCCCUACAAACCUGAACAAUCAAAUGGCACAAACUCGACAGACACACUGCGAACCACCUCAGUCAGUCCAGCAUAUCCCACCCCCUACAACAUGACCACACGGUCAUACAACUUCACCGCAGCAACACCAUCCCAGAACUUCACGACAGCACAAACGCUGAACUACAGCUCGACCCCCUCGCACGACUUCAGCAUGACGGCCUUGACAACAAACAUGACAACCAUGCUUUACAAUCACAGUAUUACUACUCCUUCACACAACCAUGGCAUGACUACCACACUCUACAACCAUAACCUGACUACACCAUCACACAACUACAGCACAACUCAUUCUCCCAGCUGUACCAUGUCUGCCACCACUAGUAAAGAGCACGAAGGUGGAAAUAUGACUGCCGCCAGCCUGUUUCAAGAGGACUAA